This is a messenger RNA of Diaporthe batatas, 2683 nucleotides long. RefSeq lists its product as uncharacterized. The transcript has 6 exons. The record is from RefSeq and is a predicted model, not a curated record. Gene Ontology annotation, cellular component: Golgi apparatus; endoplasmic reticulum; plasma membrane. Lineage: Eukaryota; Fungi; Ascomycota; Sordariomycetes; Diaporthales; Diaporthaceae. Bases 506 to 1765 code for a protein of 419 amino acids.
GUCAAUAUCCAAGCACCUCUCUGCAAGCCAAAGUUUGGGUUUGACUCACCUUUGCCGAACCCCAAGUUCAGCUGUGUCGAGUAUGGGCAUCAUAAGCCAGGUAAUAGUAUAUGCAAGCUCACAGCCGCACUUAUUACUGCAGUCUGCAGCAUAGUAAUAAUAGCACUCCGUACUGCCAAUGGUGCUGCCCGCUUGGGCCCGACCCAGCCGAGAUGAUUAUCCACAAUCUUACGCUAGAGGUUGGUCGGAUCCUGCAGCGCUCCAGCAACACUCCUGCGAGCAGGCGAAGGCUGCCGCUGCCCACUGCCACUGCCACUGCCACUGGGAUUCGGACCCUCUCCAGCGCCGUCUCGUCAAAGAGCGGAUGCACGUCCCGUCCCCGUCUGUCCCGUACACGCCCAUGUCAUCGCAUUCGACCCGACCGACCUGACCGACACUCUCUUUUUUUCCCUUUAGUUGCAUCCCACAUCCCACACCGACCCCGUCGACGCUGUUAUCCAUCAACAUGGCCGAUUCACCGACUAGAGUCGGCCAUACCGACUCGAUCGCCUCCCAGGAUUCCGGGAGCAAGUCCAACGAUAAGAAGAAGAGCCGCAGGCCAGCCAACACUGCCUUUCGACAGCAGCGGCUCAAGGCAUGGCAACCAAUCCUCACGCCAAAGACCGUCCUCCCCCUCUUCUUCUCCAUCGGCAUCAUCUUCGCCCCCAUAGGUGGCCUACUCCUGUAUGCCAGCUCGCAAGUCCAAGAGAUCUCCAUCGACUACACGACGUGCUACAAGGAUGCCAGUAACACCACCUUCGACGCCGUGCCCUCCGAUAACGUCUUCACCCAGUUCAAGAACAACAGCGACAUCCAGGCUCAGUGGCAGCGCGAGGAUAUUAACGUCACCUUCGACGGUGUCCCCACCCCGACCCAGAAAUGCAUGAUCCAGUUCACAAUACCCGAGGACAUGGGCCCGCCUGUGCUCUUCUACUACCAGCUUACAAACUUCUACCAAAACCAUCGCCGCUAUGUCAACAGCUUCUACGAUAAACAAUUGGCUGGUACCAAGGUCACCACGGCCCAGGUCGCCAGUUCCUCGUGUGAGCCUCUUAAGACGGAGGAAAUCUCCGGCAAGCCAUUCUAUCCCUGCGGCCUGAUCGCCAAUUCCGUCUUCAAUGACACCUUCUACAGCCCGUUCUCCGUGGGCAAUGACGAAGUGCCUUAUAACAUGACCGAGAAGGGCAUUGCCUGGAAUUCCGACAAGGACCUGUUCAAGAACAUCUCUUCCGAGACCAAACUGGACGAGAUUGCUGUUCCACUCAACUGGAGGGUGCGGUAUCCCAAUGGCUAUACCGAAAGCAACCCCCCUCCGAACCUAGGAGAUGACGAGCACUUCAUGGUCUGGAUGCGCACGGCCGGCCUGCCGACUUUCAGCAAGCUGUACAUGAGGAACGACACCCAGAAGAUGGAAAAGGGACAAUACCAGGUGGACAUCAUUCACUGGUUCCCUGCGGACGUCUACAAGGGCACCAAGUCCAUUGUCCUCAGCACCAGGACUGUCAUGGGUGGCAGAAACCCGUUCCUAGGAAUCGCAUACUUGGUCGUGGGUGGGAUUUGCAUCCUCCUCGGUGCUAUUUUCACCGUGACGCACUUGCUUAAGCCAAGGAAACUUGGCGACCACACGUACCUUUCAUGGAACAAUGUUCAGUCCUCAAAACAUCCAGCCGGCUCAGCGGCGGCCAUGGCCAGCGGGCGCGACCUCGGGACGUCAGGCGGUGCCUAGGAGGCCCGCGGGAUCGGGCUCAAGGUACCACCUGAUAUCUGCCGGCCUCUCCUUGCGGCCUCUCCUGCUACUGAUACCCCAUCGUCGAUGGCAUCCAAGGGGAAACAGCGGGCGCGCAGUCCUGCUGCCUCCUCGGCCUCGAGUGCUCCUAGCAGACAGGUUAGCGUCCGGGACUUCCUUGCGGGGCCGAGUCGGACGUCUCGCACCGCAGCCGGCUCAAGCUCUGAAACCUACGUGCCGUAAUCCUGCUGUUGCGCGCGCCCAGACCCUUCUGUGUACACACCGCCCCUAAUUACUUCGCCAUCACCUGGCUAUCUGGCUUCGCGGCCCUCUGGCCAGUAUUUGCUUUUCGUUCAUAUUUUAUCUUGGUUGGUGGAACGGUGGGAGGAACACCCUCCCUCCAUCAACCUGUGGCAAUGGGGGCAACGAACGGCAUGCAUGGUUUAUUUUUUUUCCAAAUGAUUGAUCCUUGUACUUGAACCCUUCCUCUUUCCAAGGCAUGCGUCGACACAUCGGAGUUUGAGGCGUCCCUAGGUAUUCGAAGUGAAAAUGAAAAUUGACAUUGAUAUCUAUAUCAUUUACCAUGUCUUGGCCGUCCCCGUGAUGUGUCGUGCGUGCAUGUAUGCUUCUGAGUGUCUCUUACUGUCCUGUUUGUUUCUUGUGAGACGAACGAAAUAGUCUAUUUGUCAAUGAACAUCGGGCUGGCGCUUCCUCUCCGCUCUCACAUGUGCUCUGCCACUCAACAUCUAAUCACUGAUCUAGUAUCGCAUCUCCGACAGGGCAGGACAGAAGACGCUCGUUCGCGCCCACGUCUCUGUCUUUUCCCCCCGAGGUGGCUGCCUAUAUUUCCCUAAGCUGAUCUCAGGCUGUUCGAUACCAAAUAGCGAGAAAAGGAGGCACACAAACCGCAGAAGACAA